This is a messenger RNA of Anisakis simplex (herring worm), 492 nucleotides long. The record is from the annotation of a GenBank genome assembly. NCBI's taxonomy places the organism in Eukaryota, Metazoa, Nematoda, Chromadorea, Rhabditida, Anisakidae.
AUGAGUGAAAUUUAUGAAGCAAUUAAGGAACCAUCAGCAAAUAAAGUGUUGGCAACAUUUUAUAUAGAAGCGCAGUGUGGUGAUACGACGAGAUUUGUUCAUGACCAGUUAUGGCCAUCAUGGCAGAAGUUGUACGAUACGAAUCAGAUCAUCUGGAGGGUUGUUCCGUUCGGAAAAGCGCAAUGUUAUAGUCAACCUGACAAUGAUUACAAGUGUGAAUGUCAGCACGGUGAAGAUGAAUGUGAAUUGAAUCAAUUGAUGAACUGUGUUAUAAAGCAUGUUCGACGUAUUGAUCAUUUAUUGGAUUGUGCGAGUGGAAAGGAGGGUCGGAGGUUAUUAUCAGAAGCGGGUGAAUUGACGAAACAGAUCGACUUGACGUUCGUGCCGUGGAUUGAGCUGAACGGCAAACGGUCCGUGGAUGCCAUGUACGCAUUACACGAGAAUCUGUGCAAUUUGAUGCCAAAUAAACCGAAACAGUGUUUUAACAAUUGA